Molecule: messenger RNA, 2367 nt
Organism: Lodderomyces orthopsilosis Co 90-125
Lineage: Eukaryota; Fungi; Ascomycota; Pichiomycetes; Serinales; Debaryomycetaceae
Gene: NIP1
Product: translation initiation factor eIF3 subunit c
Exons: 1
Coding region: 1-2367 (788 amino acids)
Biological process (GO): translational initiation
Cellular component (GO): eukaryotic translation initiation factor 3 complex
Molecular function (GO): translation initiation factor activity; translation initiation factor binding; RNA binding
Source: RefSeq, a predicted model, not a curated record
AUGUCGAGGUUCUUUGUAUCGGGAUAUAGUUCAGAGUCAUCUUCUGAAGAGGAGGAUUUGGUGAGUAGUUCUGAGGAAGAGUUGUUAUCUUCUUCUGCUGAACAAUCCGAGGAUGACUUUUUUGAUGAUGAUGAGGAAAGUAGUUCAGAUGAUGAGGAUGGGCGUCCAACUGGACCGGCUUACUUUUUGAAAAAAUCCUUUUUGAAAGGUGAUGAAUCGGAAUCUGAAAGUGAUGACGAGGGAAGGAAAGUGGUUAAGAGUGCCAAAGAUAAAUUAUUGGAUGAUAUGAAAGCAUCAAUUGAGAUUAUUAAUGUCAACAAAAGAGGUAACAAUUGGAUCACCGUAUUGAGUGAGUUUGAAAAAUUGGGUAGAUUUUUGAACAGAGCUAAUCAGCAAAGAUUUGGAACUCCAAAGUUUUACAUUAAAUUAUUGUCAAGUUUGGAUGACUCAAUUACGGAGACUGCAAACAACGAAAGGGAUGACAAGACAAUGAAAGCAGAUGAAGCAAGAGCUUUUAACACUUUGAGACAAAGAGUUAAGAAACAAAUCAAGGAGUUUCAAGUGUAUUUCGACUUGUACAAAGAUGUUCCAGAAAACUUUGAUAAUGAAGACGAGCCUUUAGAUAUGGCCACCAGAGUUGAAGAAAAACAAGACGAAGGUAAGAAGUUGAGUCCAGUUUUCCAAACCUUGAAGCAAAUCAGUGAGAGUAGGGGUAAGAAGAAUAUUGACAGAACUGAGCAAAUCUCAAGCUUGGAAAGUUUGAUUACUGAUAAAUUGAGCACAUUUGAGCUUAUUUCAAUUUACCAAAUGUUGUUAUCUAUCAGGUUUGAUGCUUCAUCUACCCAGUUUAUGCCAAUUCAAGAUUGGCAGAAAAACUGUGAAGAUAUACAUAAGUUGUUGGAUAUUUUAUUUGCAUCAAAGGAGUAUCAAGUUAGUGAAACCGGUCAAACAACUGACGAGAUUGACAUAGAACCAACCCCAGUCAAUGGAGUCAAAGUUAUCUUUGGGUCAAUUACAUCAUUGAUUGACAGAUUGGAUGAUGAAUUUACCAAGUCUUUGCAAAACACAGACCCCCACUCUUUGGAUUACAUUGAGAGAUUGAAGGAUGAAAGUAGGAUCUAUAAUUUGAUUGUCAGAGGUCAAUCUUAUAUUGAAUCCAUCAAUCCUUCACUUGAUAGCGAGCAAUUGGCUAGGAUUGUUUUGAGAAGAUUAGAACAUAUUUACUACAAACCAACUCAAUUGAUUCAAGGAAACGAAGUUGAGACUAAGAUUGGUAAAGGUGAUGCAAAUGAAAUAAUCGAUUCAUUAAGUGAAUUUUUGCAAAAGAGUGCCAAUAAGCUUUAUGCACAACUUGCGAUGCUUUAUUCCAUAUACUAUUAUGCUGUUAACAACAACUACAACAAAGCCAGAGAGCUUUUUUUCGCAUCUCAAAUUUACAAAAGCAUAAAUUCUGCUGAAUCAACAUUACAAGUUCAAUAUAACAGAGCUUUAGUUCAAUUGGGAUUGAGUGCUUUUAGAGUUGGUGCUAUUGAAGAAUCUCACAAAAUCUUGACUGAAAUUAUCAACUCACAAAGAUCAAAAGAAUUGCUUGGGCAAGGUUUCAGCACCAAAUUCCCUAGUCAAGCUACUGUUGCCGAAAAACAAAAGUUGUUGCCAUUCCACCAACAUAUCAACUUAGAAUUGUUGGAGUGUGUUUACAUGACAUGCUCUUUGUUAAUCGAAAUACCUGCUUUGGCUGCUGCUUCAACAACAAAAGACAAGCGUAAAAACUCAUCAGUUAAAUCAUUCAAAAGUAAGCUUGAGUUCCACGAUAGACAAUUCUUUACCGGACCUCCUGAAAGUAUCAAGGAUCACAUUGUGCAUGCUUCACUUGCUUUACAAAAGGGUAAUUGGUCAAAAGCUUAUGACUUGUUGGCGUCAAUAAAAAUUUGGAGGUUGUUUCCUGACACUGAGGACUUAUUGGCAAUGAUGAGGAACCAACUUCAAAUUGAAGGUUUGAGAACCUACAUCUUCACUUACAAAUCAGUGUACAGCAAAUUGUCUAUUGCUAAAUUGAGCACAAUUUUUGCUUUACCUGAAGAAAAGAUUACCGAGAUUGUCACCAAGAUGGGUGAGCUAGUUGAACACGGUUACAUCAACUUUUCAACUGCAGCAAACAGAUCCAAGUUGCAAGAAUUAGCCAUAUUGAUGAAUGAAAAAAUACAGUUGCUUACAGACAAGAAUGAAAAGACAUCUGCCAGUGGUCAUGGUAAGAAACAACAGCCUCAACAAACCACUCAACAACCUCAACAAACUCAACCAGAGGAAAACAGGUUCAGAAUUGCUAACGUUAAUAUCAACAACGAUGAGUUUCAAAUAACUGCAUAA